Molecule: messenger RNA, 3321 nt
Organism: Galeopterus variegatus (Sunda flying lemur)
Lineage: Eukaryota; Metazoa; Chordata; Mammalia; Dermoptera; Cynocephalidae
Gene: PTPRT
Product: protein tyrosine phosphatase, receptor type, T
Exons: 25
Biological process (GO): protein dephosphorylation
Molecular function (GO): protein binding; protein tyrosine phosphatase activity
Source: RefSeq, a predicted model, not a curated record
ACCCAGUGCACGGCCCACAGAACGUGGAGAUUGUGGACAUCCGAGCCCGGCAGCUGACCCUACAGUGGGAGCCCUUCGGCUACACGGUGACCCGCUGCCACAGCUACAACCUCACGGUGCAGUACCAGUACGUGUUCAACCAGCAACAGUACGAGGCAGAGGAGGUCAUCCAGACCUCCUCCCACUACACCCUGCGGGGCCUGCGCCCCUUCAUGACCAUCCGGCUGCGGCUGCUGCUGUCCAACCCUGAAGGCCGGAUGGAGAGCGAGGAGCUGGUGGUGCAGACCGAAGAGGACGUUCCAGGAGCUGUUCCUCUGGAAUCCAUCCAAGGAGGGCCCUUUGAGGAGAAGAUCUACAUCCAGUGGAAACCUCCAAAUGAGACCAAUGGGGUCAUCACACUCUAUGAGAUCAAUUACAAGGCUGUUGGCUCACUGGACCCCAGUGCCGACCUCUCCAGCCAGAGGGGGAAGGUGUUCAAGCUCCGGAAUGAAACCCACCACCUCUUUGUGGGUCUGUACCCAGGGACCACCUACUCUUUCACCAUCAAGGCCAGCACAGCAAAGGGCUUCGGGCCCCCCGUCACCACUCGGAUCGCCACCAAAAUUUCAGCUCCGUCAAUGCCCGAGUACGACACAGACACCCCACUGAAUGAAACGGACACAACCAUCACAGUGAUGCUGAAGCCGGCUCAGUCCCGGGGAGCCCCUGUCAGCGUUUACCAGCUGGUUGUCAAGGAGGAGCGACCUCAGAAGUCACGGAGGGCAGCUGACAUCAUUGAAUGCUUUUCAGUGCCUGUGAGCUAUCGGAACGCCUCCAGCCUCGAUUCUCUGCAUUACUUUGCAGCUGAAUUGAAGCCUGCCAACCUGCCUGUCACCCAGCCAUUUACAGUAGGUGACAACAAGACAUACAAUGGCUACUGGAACCCUCCUCUCUCCCCACUGAAAAGCUAUAGCAUCUACUUCCAGGCACUCAGCAAAGCCAAUGGAGAGACCAAAAUCAACUGUGUUCGUCUGGCUACAAAAGCACCAAUGGGCAGCGCCCAGGUGACCCUGGGGACUCCACUCUGCCUCCUCACCACAGGUGCCUCCACCCAGAAUUCGAACACCGUGGAGCCAGAGAAGCAGGUGGACAACACCGUGAAGAUGGCCGGCGUGAUCGCGGGCCUCCUCAUGUUCAUCAUCAUCCUCCUGGGCGUGAUGCUCACCAUCAAAAGGAGAAGAAAUGCUUAUUCCUACUCCUAUUACUUGAAGCUGGCCAAGAAGCAGAAGGAGACCCAGAGUGGAGCCCAGAGGGAGAUGGGGCCUGUGGCCUCAGCCGACAAACCCAACACCAAGCUCAGCACCAGCCGCAACGAUGAAGGCUUCUCUUCUAGUUCUCAGGACGUUAACGGCUUCACAGAUGGCAGCCGCGGGGAGCUGUCCCAGCCCACCCUCACGAUCCAGACUCACCCCUACCGGACCUGCGACCCCGUGGAGAUGAGCUAUCCCAGGGACCAAUUCCAGCCCGCCAUCCGAGUGGCUGACCUGCUGCAGCACAUCACCCAGAUGAAGAGAGGCCAGGGCUACGGAUUCAAGGAGGAGUACGAGGCCUUACCAGAGGGGCAGACAGCUUCGUGGGACACAGCCAAGGAGGAUGAAAACCGCAAUAAGAAUCGAUAUGGGAACAUCAUAUCCUAUGACCAUUCCCGGGUGAGGCUGCUGGUGCUGGAUGGAGACCCACACUCUGACUACAUCAACGCCAACUACAUUGACGGAUACCAUCGACCUCGGCACUACAUUGCCACUCAAGGUCCAAUGCAGGAGACGGUAAAGGACUUCUGGAGGAUGAUCUGGCAGGAGAACUCUGCCAGCAUUGUCAUGGUCACGAACCUCGUGGAAGUGGGCAGGGUGAAAUGUGUGCGAUACUGGCCGGAUGACACAGAGGUCUAUGGAGACAUUAAAGUCACAUUGAUUGAAACAGAGCCCCUGGCAGAAUAUGUCAUCCGCACCUUCACAGUCCAGAAGAAAGGCUACCAUGAGAUCCGGGAGCUCCGCCUCUUCCACUUCACCAGCUGGCCUGACCACGGCGUCCCCUGUUAUGCCACUGGCCUUCUGGGCUUUGUCCGCCAGGUCAAGUUCCUCAACCCCCCUGAGGCCGGGCCUAUAGUGGUCCACUGCAGUGCUGGAGCCGGGAGGACUGGCUGCUUCAUAGCCAUUGACACCAUGCUUGACAUGGCUGAGAACGAAGGGGUGGUUGACAUCUUCAACUGUGUGCGUGAGCUUCGAGCGCAGAGGGUCAACCUGGUGCAGACAGAGGAGCAAUACGUGUUUGUGCAUGAUGCCAUCCUGGAGGCAUGCCUCUGUGGCAACACUGCCAUCCCUGUGUGUGAGUUCCGCUCUCUCUACUACAACAUCAGCAGGCUGGACCCCCAGACGAACUCCAGCCAAAUCAAAGAUGAAUUUCAGACCCUCAACAUUGUGACACCCCGUGUCCGACCUGAGGACUGCAGCAUCGGACUCCUCCCCCGAAACCAUGAUAAGAAUCGGAGCAUGGAUGUCCUUCCUCUGGACCGCUGCCUGCCCUUCCUCAUCUCGGUGGAUGGAGAAUCCAGCAACUACAUCAACGCGGCACUGAUGGAUAGCCACAAGCAGCCUGCUGCCUUCGUGGUCACCCAACACCCUCUACCCAACACAGUGGCAGACUUCUGGAGACUGGUGUUUGAUUAUAACUGCUCCUCCGUGGUGAUGCUGAAUGAGAUGGACACUGCCCAGCUCUGCAUGCAGUACUGGCCUGAGAAGACCUCUGGGUGCUACGGGCCCAUCCAGGUGGAGUUUGUCUCUGCAGACAUCGAUGAGGACAUCAUCCACAGAAUAUUCCGCAUCUGUAACAUGGCUCGGCCACAGGAUGGGUAUCGUAUAGUCCAGCACCUCCAGUACAUCGGCUGGCCUGCCUACCGGGACACGCCCCCCUCCAAGCGCUCUCUGCUCAAAGUGGUUCGACGGCUGGAGAAGUGGCAGGAGCAGUACGACGGGAGGGAGGGGCGCACUGUGGUCCACUGCCUAAAUGGGGGAGGCCGCAGCGGAACCUUCUGUGCCAUCUGCAGCGUGUGUGAGAUGAUCCAACAGCAAAACAUCAUCGACGUGUUCCACAUCGUGAAAACAUUGCGCAACAACAAAUCCAACAUGGUGGAGACCCUGGAACAGUAUAAAUUUGUAUACGAGGUGGCACUGGAAUAUUUAAGCUCCUUUUAGCCCAGUGGGAUGAGGAACCUGCUGGAGUCCAGAGGCUGCUGCGGCCAAGCCCCCUUUUCUGUGGAUGGCAGUGACUGGGCUAAGGGGCUCA